CUCCAACAUGUGAAGGCGCAAAUUUGGUGAAUCAUCCGCCAUCCUAGCUCACAUAGGUAGGUCUUUUUAAAGCAAUCAAACACAUUAUCAAAAUAUCUAUUAAGACGUAGUCAACCUCAAUACACAUUGCAGACUCAAGCACUUACGUCAGGAUGACUUCUUUAAUUAAUGAAUUGAAAAAUAACGUAGUACAAAUAGUGCUGUAGUAAAAUAUACUCCAUUUGAGCUAGGAUUUUUCCACAGUUCUAACUUCUACGGAUUAAAGUAAGAGAUUCACCCCAUUCACCUAGUUUCGGUAUGCUCUUUAUAUGCUUCUUGCAAUCGAUGAGGUGUGAGGAAAAUUCAAAAGAGAGGUUAUUGUUAUUGUAGAUUGCGCCUCGCUUGCCUAGCUAUAGGGCUACAAUACACUGUACCAACAGUUAAAAUAUUGAAAAGGCAAGUCCAUCUUCUCCUAUAUAAUAAUGCACCCUUUCAGUUCUUUAACCGCACAUCGAAGCAACAGCUAACCCAAACGUCCACCUCUAGUCAGUUCCUUGAGCUAGCUUUGCUUCUCUCCUCAAUAAACCUAACCACUAGGGUUUCCAACACCCAUCUCCCCGAAGAAUACUGGGUUUCAUGGAUCUGAUCUAUAUAUUUUUUGUUUUCUGUAUGUAGGUGUUCUUGGGUAUGAUGCUCCAUCUUCUUUCGUUGUAGUUGUUUUGGGUUAAAAGAUGGAGUGAGAUUAGGGUUGAAAGAGUUGAGCUCCCCUUCUGUUCAAAUGGAGGAUGUAACUGGGACAAUAGAGCUGCUUGCCUAUGGAUCCCUCAGGCCUAUCCCUUGCCCAUGGCUGGAUAGGCUUGUGGUGUGCAUAUGUGAGGAGCUUCAUUUCCCACUGUUUAAAUCCUUGUUUGGAUUGAAGGGAGCUCUACCCCCACCUCUUCUUCUCGCUUUCCCUUUCUGUGCAAGUGAAAAUUUUAUUGCUCUUCGCACGCCUACCCAGCACGGCAGUGCGCUACAGUAUGCAUAUGUGAAACGUCACUUCUCACCUUUACUUUAUCGAUAUCUAUGCUGAGAAAUUACGCUGCAUAACUUUAUUUCGUCCAUUCAUUUGCAUCAUCUAAAUCGGAGAGAUGUUAAUUUAUACUUAAACAUAAAGAUAAACUUGGUAGAAUGUGGUGAAUCUCAUUAAUUACCUCGUUUAUUUGUUUUUUCAGAAUUCUUACAAUUUUGAGAUCGAUAAUAGAAUUAGCCCUAGUAUGUCAUUAAAUUGAUGCCCUCUUUUUUAACUAUAUAUAUGUAUGUGUAUAUAUGACAGCUGAGCUAUCAUAGCUGUGAAUCAGUGCGAGUUGCAAUAAUGAAUCUCGGAGCUGCAACGUUUUUUAUCUUUUCAACUUCUUGAUGGCUUUAUGGCUCGUUAAUAAAAAGAAUAGAUUUAAUUUCAUAGCCAUUAUUUAAUUGUCAGUAUUACCGGAAAGAUGUACGGACACUAUUUUACCAUUAAUAAGGUUUUGUUUGCAACCACUUUGUUUAAAUAAAAGCAUUUUUUUGGAAAAAGGUGAUUAGUAGUAAAAGUUGAUAGUGUUUGUUAAAAUAAGUGUUUUUUGUGUAAUAGAAAAAGUAAAAAGUAGAUUCUACACGAAAAUCAAGAUAGUAAAAUUUGGUAGCGUUUGGUAAAAUAAGUGCUUUUUUUCUUAAAAAAACCAAAGGCAUUUAUAAAUAAAGUUUGCAAACAGAGCCUAAGUUAAUACAGUUUUUUUAUUUCCAAAAUUUACAGGUUUAUUUGCAACAACAAACUGAUUCAAAAUAUUUGUUUUAAGAUUGGAUUUUCCAUUUACAGGUCCUGGAAAUUGGCUUUAUAGAUCUUGCGAGACUUUGCAAUCAAUUCCUUAUCUAACCCACUGCUUUUAUGGCUGACUUCUUGGAUUUACAGUGCCAGAUGAUGACUCUCACAACUAAACCUAGCUGCAUCUUUUGUCCACACUUGGCUUGUACCUUUUCUAUUUGUAGUUUGCAUGUUAUUUUUCGCCAUUUUUCCAAAAGUAAUUCCGGGUCGUUGAUUGUGCUAUGAAAAGUAAAUUCAAUUUUGGAAGAUCAUAGUUAAAAUAAUUUCCAUAGUUAAAAUAAUUUCCAGAAAAUUGUUGGCUGACAUACGAAAUUUUUAUUUUGACAUCAAAAUAUCUAACUACCCAACUAAAAAAUGAGACCUCAAAUUAAAAUAGUUUGUUUUUUCUUUAAAUGAUUGUAAUUUGUUUGUAUGUAUACUAAUUUUAAUAUAAAGUACAUCAACAUUUAUGAAUUUGAAUAAGCAUUCAUUUCUAACUAGAGCUACUCUUUUCUUAAAUAAAAGCAACAUUUUAAUUUUUAUAUUAUGCACAUGUUCUAUUUUGAUUAUGUUUUAUUUAUUAAUAUAAUAUAAUAAUAUAUAUUUUUUAAGAAAAAAGUAGUGUUAGAUUUGUCUCAUUGUCAAUUUUUAUAUUCUAAUUUUUUUAAAUUUUGUACUAAUACAACAUCAUAUAUAUUAAUGAUUAAAUUUGUGUCUCAAUAAGUGAAAUGUUGAUCGUUGCAUUUAUUUAAAAACGGAAUAAGGAUAGCAAAUGUAAUUUCAAUUGACUCAUUUUUUUAUCAUUUAAUUGACUCUCAUUUAGUUAUAAGUGUCCUUUAUUAAAAAUGAUUAUGCAAUAAGGAUGUUUUUUGAAUUGAUUUGUUCUGAACUAGUCUAGUGUGAUUUUGUAAACAUUUAAUUUCUAUUUAUUUUAUAAUCAUUAAAGUUUGGUAUGAUAUCAUAUGAUUUAUAUCAUAUGAUUUAUAUAGUCUAGGAUUGAAAAUAAUUAAAAGAAAACCUUCUCGCUCCGUAUUAACUAAAUCUUACUAAAUCUUGCCUACUGUUUGUAGGCUAUUGGUUUUUCCCAUCCUGAAAUUCAAAAUUCUAUUUUCAAUUGAAUUCUGUUCGAUUUUUUUAAUUAUAUUCUUUCUAUUCUUUGAGAUUGUUUCAUUUGUUUUUUUUUCAGCACGCUGCACCAAAAUUGUUUUGAAUUGAAUGUUCCUAUAAGAUGGUUUCAUUUGUGUUUUUUUCCAAUGACUUGCCGAGGAAAAUUUGUACUACGUAUUUUCUUUUCAAACAUUGAAUGACUUCAUACGACACUAGUUUAGUGAAUUCUUAGAUAAAAAAAAAUUAUGAAUCGAAAAAUGUUAAUAGUCGAACCGUUCUCGGCUUCGUAAAUAAUUUAUAAAAAUCAGAUUUUCAAGAGUUGGCAUGUGUCGAAACCUUUGUGUUGGUCCAAAUUCCAAUGGAGGAUUUGGUAGAUCAAUGCCACAUUCUGGAGACUAUCACGGCCUAAGAUUUUCAAGAGUUGGCAUGUUUACUUAUAAUUUUGUUAAAAUUUCAUAUUUUUGUUGAAGUUGAUUAAUAUAAGAAAAAUUGUGUAAUUAAGACUUUGUAGAAGAGAGAGUAUUAGUAAGAAUUACAAAUUAAAUAAUUAAAAUAUAAAUGAAAAAGUUAUUGGUGAAAAAGUUAUUGUGUAAAAAAUUCAAAAUGAGACUAGAUCCAAAAAAACCUGAUAAAAAAUAGGUGGGAUUUCAAAAAUAUUACAAAUAAUAAUAAUAAUUUACACAAAAAAUAUUGCAAUAGAGUGUCAUUAUAGUUAAAUGGGGGAUAAGGCUUAAAUGGGGGAGCAUCCCCGAAUCAAAGGCUUUUAUAGGAAUGAUCGUUUUGGUCAUCCAAUAGCGAGGAUGCACUUGGCCAAUCACAAUUAUUGUUAAACUUUCAAAUAAAGAAACGCCAACCGCCUUCGGUCUCUGAAAAUUCUUAGAAGAUAUUUUAGUUGUGAUCAAUUAUAUUUUAUGUGCUUGUAAUAAUUUAUUUUCCCAGAAUAGAUCUAGUGAAAUUAUUGUAUUCAAUCUAAAAUGUCUAAGGGCCUCACAUAGAAAUUUGGGCCCAUGAUUAUGAAAUGACGUGCAUAGAUACCCAAGGUAUAAAUACUUAUCGCAUUAGGUGUCUGUGCAUCGGCGUGAAUUAUUCUCAAAGUGCCGCAGGCAUCAUUUUUAGCGUGAGAGUGAGAAGGAGAGAUAUUCAUCAUGUAAAAAAUUCUGAGAUCAUUAUCAAUGAAUCCUCAUCUGUUUCUUCUGUCAUUUCUUGUGUAUCCUAUUCUCUAUUGCUGAUUUCUGGGUUCCAGCAUAUGGUAUUAGAGCAGACGAGGUGUCAAUCCAUUAUCUUCAUUGUUCUCGCACUCUAUACUCGACGAACAAGAAGAAGAUUAAAUCACUCGUGAUUCGAGCUCGAAAACAUAUGGAAAACAUUCCAUUGGCAUCGCCUUAUUAUUGGGAUUAUUUUCAUACAUUGCAUUUGAGUUUUCAACAUGUUUGAAUCACAGGUCAAAAUUCUGCAUAACGAAGAACUGGUUCAGCUCGAAGACCACAAGUUCGAACUCCAAAGCUCGAGCCCACUUCUUGAGACUUAAGUUCGAUCAUCAAGUUAGAGUCUACGUCGAAAUAUUUUUCUAACUCCACAUGUGUUCGUAACCCCACAGCUUGAGAUCUCAGAGUUCGAGACCCCAGAGUUCGAGACCCCAAGGUUCGUUACCUAAGUUCGAGCUCGUCUUCUUGAAGCUUUCAAGUUCGAACUCAUUCUGUCUGAAAUUCUGCCAUGUUUAGAUCAAUUCGAGGUUCCAUUCGAAGUUCGAAGUACAAGUUCUUGAGGUUCAGACUUCUUAGACUCCUCAACUAAUUUGAUCAAAUUACCUUGACGAUCACAAUCAACAAUGGACACUCUGUCUAUCGAAAAUGACAUAAGAACUCCAAUUCUUCAAAGGGGGGAGUAUACAGUGUCGAAGAACUGAUUCUUGAUUUUUUAGAAAGCAAGGAUAACUCCGUUCAGAAUGGGAAAGCACAGAUUUGGACUCUUGUUCCAGGAACUACUGACAAUAACCCUCCCGUUGGAGACGGAAGAAGACAAAAUCAGAUUUCGUGCCGACCUAUCAAGAUGGCAUCAGAUUCUGUGCCGACCUACUUUCCAAAACUAUCUCCUUUAGGCUAUCCGAAAUCACAUCUACAUGCAUAUUGACAAAUGCCAACUGCUAAAAAGAUGUGGGGUGAAAAUUUCAAGAUAAUGCAAGGAAUGGGGAUAGAUGUGAAGGCGAAAAAAGCAAACACUUUCACUGCGUAUGACUCUUUCAAGGCUAAACUCAAAGAAUAUCUUGAAGACUCAUACAUACUAUUCCUGAGGCUGGUAAACGAAAUUGGAAAGAUAAACGUGCACUAGUCAAACAUGGAGCUGAAUGUUAGAUUUCUAUCUUCUCUGGCCCAAGAAUGGAGCAAGUUGUGCUCACACAUCCGCCACACAAAGGAUUUGGAGGAGAUAGACAUUCACGUUGUGUACAACACCCUUGAUCAGUAUGUUGAUGACUUCUCAGACCCCGUUGUUGAAGAAAAGGGCAAGGCGGUUGUUGAUACACUUGCUGACACUCUGGCACUAAUGCUUGACAGACCCUCCAAAUCUAUUUCUAACGAUAGAAAGAGACGAUGAAGACUAUUACUCCUGAAAGUGAAGAAAGUGAAGAAGAUGAAGAUAUCACUGAUAAUGAAUUUAUGGACUUUCAAAAACAGCUAGCUUUUCUGACGUCCAAAUUCAACAACAGGAUCUGGAAAAAGAAUAACUCCUCCUCUAACAGGCUUCACAAGUCCUCAACCAGCUCCAAGCGCAAAGAUAGACCAUUUGACACUUCUAUGUCAAAGGAUGCUGAGGAUGUUCCUAAAUGCUUCAAGUGUCGAAAGCUAGGAAAUCUUAUUAAGGAUUGCAGGCUGCCUAAGAAGAACAAGGAUGUUAAGUAAUACAAACAUAAGAUACACUUGAACGAGAAAAGACUAUUGUUAGCUGAUCGGGCUAAACUUGCAACCAUAUAAUUGCCGAUAUAGUAAUAAAAUACCGGUAAAUACUGGGUCGAUCCACAAGGAAAUGAUUGAUAAUAUAAAGUUGAGUAUUGAGUGAGAUUGGUUUAAACAAGAAGGGAAAAUGGUCAAAUAGGCCCUCAAACUUACAUAAAAAGGUCAAAUAAGCCCUUAGAUAGGAGACUUUGUCCGGCCGUCGCCAUUUGGGCAGUUCCCGGUGGAAUUUUUUAAUGAAUGUUUUUGAAAAUCUUAUUCAUUAAGUCUAGUUUCCUCAUACCAAGUUUCAGCUAACAAUUCAAUCGGGAAGAUAUUCAAAUGACUUCUUGAAGAUAACUGCGAUUUUAACUGCACAGUUAUCUUCAAGAAUUCAUUUGAAUAUCUUCCCGAUUGAAUUGUUAGCUGAAAUUUGGUAUGAGUAAACUAGACAUAAUGAAUAAGAUGCUCAAAAAAUUUCAUCAAAAAAUUCCACAGGGAACUUCCCCAAAUGGCGAUGGCCGGACAGAGCAUCCUAUAUUAGGGCUUAUUUGACCUAUUUUUUUGUUAGUGCGUGGGCUUAUUUGUCCCUUUCCUCAAAAAAGAAUGAGAAUUACUAAGGCAAUCGAGAUUCACCGAAAUGUUUAAAUAGGAUUUAAUACUAGUUUUUUCCCAAUAAUUAUGAAUACGAUGUCGCUAAAAUAUUCUCAACUCCGGUUAAGGCAGCGAGAGCGUGGUUUUCAUUACGUGUAAGUCCCGUUACGGCUUACGUUCAUCUACCGAGAAUCCCGUUGAAUAUCAAGACAUCACACCCGUAUCAUAUAAGACCAGAUAUAUUUCUUUUCUCGAUACUAUAUAUGUUUAUCCUUUAAUGUUCAUAGUUUAAACUUCAACAUCAAUUGCAAGCAUAAACUAAAUUUAACAUACUUCUAUGUUGUACACCAUAGUCAUAAAUAAUCAAAAUAUAAAGGAUAAAUCACAAUUUAUUGGUUUAGAACUUUAAUCAAACACCUAGUGGGCAUAGAGGUGCAUCCCUAGCCUUAGCUAAUAACUUAGUCUCUAACGCUCAUAUUAACCAAGAUUACAAUACUAUGAAUGGAGAAAAACAUGUAAAUAUAAAGGAAAUAUUACCUAAACAUCAGUGGUUGGAAGAAAUGAGCUUCCACACCUUAAGCACGCCAUGAAGAACAAAUAAAACUAUAAAAACUAGUUAUCAACUAAUGGAUUAAAUUGGGAUUUAAUGAUAAAUUUGGGAUGAAUUGGAGGGUUUAUAUAUGCUUUAAAAUGAUCUCUGAUGGUCUAUUCAUGAUAGAUCCUCAAUUAAUUUGGGGCGAAAUUUCUAAGUCAUACCUUCCAAAUAUCUUCAAAUCAACUAAAAUAUCCGAGCACGUUGUCUAGUUGCAUCAUCAUCUUAAAAAUUUGAUUAUGAAUAACGUUAAAUUAAAUGAGUAUGUUAAUUUAGUGGCUCCGGUGGAGAUUUUUAACUUUGACAGGCAAAACUGGUUUGUUUUCGUUUGUAAUGAAGGGAACUCAGUUAUUUUUUAGUCU
Cuscuta epithymum is the source of this 7383-nucleotide messenger RNA. The record is from the annotation of a GenBank genome assembly. Lineage: Eukaryota; Viridiplantae; Streptophyta; Magnoliopsida; Solanales; Convolvulaceae.